Messenger RNA from Micropterus dolomieu (smallmouth bass), 10586 nucleotides. RefSeq names its product diacylglycerol kinase beta (gene dgkg). Lineage: Eukaryota; Metazoa; Chordata; Actinopteri; Centrarchiformes; Centrarchidae. Gene Ontology annotation, molecular function: ATP-dependent diacylglycerol kinase activity; calcium ion binding. Bases 767 to 3403 code for a protein of 878 amino acids. The record is from RefSeq and is a predicted model, not a curated record. Gene Ontology annotation, biological process: diacylglycerol metabolic process; lipid phosphorylation; intracellular signal transduction. The transcript is spliced from 26 exons. Gene Ontology annotation, cellular component: plasma membrane.
CCCUGACGAGGCUCCAGUGCCUCUGCUGUCGUGCUUCAUGUAGCCGCGUGUUUGUGUGAGCAGAGAGGACGACUCGGCUGCUGCUGCCUGCUUACUGGGAACCAGACAGCAGUUCAGCCCAGCCACGACUCCACAUCCUGGAGCCACUGACCGACUAUCUGAAUAGCUGGGUCUUCACUAAACGACCAAACAGGGAUGUUACAUGGACUAGUGGGACAAGCAAUCGCCAGAGGUCAGAGAAGGUGUUUUAUGUUGCAGACCUGCUGAGUAACCGUGUACCAUCUCCGAGUCAUAAGGACUUAGUUAUUGUGGCAGACAGUCACAUACACACCUCCCUAUCCAUUAUCCUCACUGCCACAGGCACGCUGGGAGCUGCACCAUAUUUAACAGCUCCCAUAUCUACUAGCAGACUAAACAUUUAUUUUUCUAUCCUUUUGUUUUUGUAUUUUGGCCUUCAAAGUGACAAAUUCAAUAUUUGGAGCAUCUCAGCAACAUUCAGCACACAAAAGCAGUUAUCCCCCAGCUUCAGCUAAACAGAACAUCAUCUUCCCAGUUUUCUACUCCUGUGGCUUCAAUUAUUUCAACUUUCAACCUCCUGCGUGCUCCAAGGUGCUCGUUGUAAAGAGGCAGAGAUGACAUCCCAAAAACUCUUCACCAGGUCUUAUUACACAACUUGACCCAAAGAUAACCAUCAAUCCCCUAAGCGGCAUUCGUGGACCGACAACACUCCCAGACACAGAGCCCCGCCCCUGGCUUGGCAGGCAGUAUGGGAGACGGGAGCUGGGUAUGUCUGAGCCCAGCGGAGUUUUCCCAGCUGCAACAAUACAGCGAGUACUCCACAAAGAAGCUGAAGGAUGUGCUAGAGGAGUUUCACGGUGAAGGAGUCCUUUCCAAAUACAAUCCAGAGCAGAAGCAAGACGUUCUCAACCAACCCAUUGACUAUGAGGGCUUCCAGCUCUUCAUGGCCACUUACCUGGAGAAUGACAUCCCCGAAGAGUUGUGUCAGCACCUCUUCACCUCCUUCAAAAGCAAGACUGGAGGCUGUUCUCCCGAUCAGUCUCGUGCAGGAACAAGCUUACUGGGGAUGAACGGUAAAAGCAUCCUGUCUGCAAUGGGCCGACACACACCGGAGCACUCCAGUGUGAUGAGCACGGCAGGCACGGGAGCCACCACCUCCCCUUGUUCAUCUCGCUCCUCCUCGCAGCGUUCAGGGACGGGGGCCCAUACACCUAGGGGACCCCACCGAUCACCCUGCACCCAGGUCAAAACCUCAGAGGCCAGCAGCAAUGCCCUGACCCCCAAUGCUGGUCCUGCCAAGUCACCAGUGUCCCCCAAACUUUCACCAGAGAGGAGCCACCCUGAGAAGCAUUUGUCACUGCGGAGGAGCCCGUCGCCCCAGAAAGGCUCCCCACUGCCAUCGCCCCAGGUGGUCUUUCUCAAGGACAUCGUCUGCUACCUUUCCCUGCUAGAGAGGGGGAUGCCGGAGGACAAGCUGGAGUUCAUGUUCCGGCUGUACGACACAGACGGCAACGGGCUCCUGGACAGCUCGGAGCUGGAUCGCAUCAUCAAUCAGAUGGUGCAUGUGGCAGAGUAUCUGGAGUGGGAUUCAACAGAACUGCGACCGAUACUGAAGGAGAUGAUGGAAGAGAUCGACUAUGACAGAGAUGGGACAGUCACACUGGAGGAGUGGAUCAGAGGAGGCCUCACCACAAUCCCUUUACUGGUCCUGCUGGGCAUGGAUACGAAUGUACAGGAAGACGGGCAGCAUGUUUGGCGUCUGAAGCACUUCAACAAACCAGCCUACUGUAACUACUGCCAUACCAUGCUGCUGGGAGUUCGCAAGCAGGGCCUCUGCUGCUCUAUAUGCAAGUACACUGUGCACGAACGCUGUGUGUCCAAAGACAUCGCUGCCUGCAUCAGCACCUACGCCAAGUCACGUAGACACACCAACGCUAUGCAGCAUGUAUGGAUGGAGGGUAACUCUCCUACCAAGUGCGACCGCUGUCACAGAAGCAUCAAGUGUUACCAGGGCCUGACGGGCCUGCACUGUGUCUGGUGUCAGAUCACUCUCCAUAAUAAGUGUGCAUCUAAUGUGAAGCCAGAGUGUGAUGGAGGAGCCUUGAGGGACCACACACUGUUGCCAUCGUACAUCUGCCCUGUUGUCUUGGACCGUCAUUCUGUGGUGAAACGUGGUGAGGGGGAGUCGCCACCCAGCACCAGCCCUGAUGACACCAAUCAGACUUUCAAAUUCUCCCCUGGAGAUGGACAAGCACUGCAGAUCACCCCUCUCCCAGGUACUCACCCGCUUCUGGUCCUGGUCAAUCCCAAGAGUGGAGGGAGGCAGGGGGAGCGGGUACUGAGGAAGUUCAGGUACCUACUAAACCCCAGGCAGGUGUACAGUUUGGAUCAAGGGGGACCAAUGGCAGGGCUCAACUUUUUCCAUGAUGUCCCUGAUUUCCGGGUGCUUGCUUGUGGAGGUGAUGGCACCGUGGGCUGGAUCCUCGACUGUAUAGAUAAGGCCAACUUUGCCAGGCACCCUCCAGUGGCUAUCCUCCCUUUGGGCACAGGGAACGACCUUGCACGAUGCCUACGCUGGGGAGGAGGUUAUGAGGGAGGCAGCUUGCUGAAGUUCCUCCGGGACAUCGAGCAUAGUACAGAGGUGGUGCUCGACCGCUGGAACAUAGACAUCGUCCCUGAUGACAAGGAGGAGAAGGGAGACCCUGUCCCCUACAGCAUCGUCAACAACUACUUCUCUAUUGGAGUGGAUGCCUCCAUUGCCCAUCGCUUUCAUCUGAUGCGGGAAAAGCACCCUGAGAAGUUCAACAGCAGAAUGAAGAACAAGCUCUGGUACUUUGAGUUUGGCACCACUGAGACCAUAUCUGCCACCUGCAAGAAACUUAAUGAAUGCAUAGAAGUCGAGUGUGAUGGGAUCAUCUUGGAUCUCAGCAACACCUCCUUAGAGGGCAUCGCUGUGCUCAACAUUCCCAGCAUGCAUGGUGGCUCCAACCUGUGGGGCGAGUCGAAGAAAAGGAGGAACUACAACCGCAUGAGCAAGAAGGUUCCUGACAGGAUGCCAGCCAGCACUGUCACAGAUGCUAAAGAGCUCAAAUUUUGCGUGCAAGAUCUCAGUGAUCAGCUAUUGGAGGUUGUUGGCCUUGAAGGGGCAAUAGAGAUGGGGCAGAUCUACACUGGACUGAAGAGUGCAGGACGCAGACUGGCUCAGUGUGCCAACGUCACCAUCAGGACGUCCCGUCGGCUGCCCAUGCAGAUAGAUGGAGAGCCCUGGAUGCAGCCCCCCUGCACGAUCAGGAUCACACACAAGAACCAGGUCCCCAUUUUACUGGGCCCGCCUCAGAAGACACCGUUCUUUUUCUUCAAAAAACGCAACCGGAGCCGCGACUAGGACACGUGCAUGCACAAACAAAGUCAAAAACCACACACAUAAACAGUACAUAUUUGCACAUACACACACACACACGCCACCCGCUGUAUAGGCAGCUCCAUCAGACGACUGGGACACUGUUCCCAGCUUGGAGUUUGAACGUGGGAGGUUCAUUAACAGGAUCACAUUGACAAGUGGAACAUUCAUGAAGUCAGAAUGCCUGCACACAAUUUAUUCCCAAACGAACCUGCAGCGAUGGCAACCGAAAUGAAAGACUCUCCGUAUACUGUACCGACCUAUUCCUGUGUAACCAUCACCCUCUAGUCUUGUCUCCAAACCUCCAUCACAGCCAUGGGUUUGGUCUGAGCCACUUGCAGCAGCCAAGUCUCUCAGUCCAAGCCGCACUCUACCCAAAAACACUCAGCUAUAUGCCAGUACUGCACUGCCCGCUAAACACAACUUUGGCUACUGGGAUUCCCUCACUGUCCUUAAAUAAAGUAAAGUGAGUGAUAGUUAGAGGAUGGGGGAUUAAAAAGCAGGUUGUAUGGUUAGCCAGUAGAGAAAGAAGAAGCUACAACACACUACAGAAAGAGAGAAAGAGAAUGAGGUUACAGUGAUCGUGGUUGUUUACAAGGCUAGUGAGUAAAUAGAGUAAGAUCGUCCUCUUCUUUAAAACACCUGUAUGAAUAAUGAAACGGCGGUUGCUUGUAAGAGCGCUCGCUCCGGGGACUCCCCACAGACUGACAGCGCGAGGAUAGGAGAGGAGUGGAAAAGCCUCAUCCAUUAUUGACUUAUUUUGUUUGUGGGUUGAUGGCAGUGGGGCGUAACAGUGGCCUGGAGUGGGUGGAAACGUGGAGAGAUUUUAGCCCCAUAGCAUCACUGGCCUACAUAUUUAGAGACUUCCAGCAGAGGAAAUGUCCUGUCCAGUUGCGUGAAUUCCAUCCAAAUCGAAUCGGCUCCUGUGCACCGUAUGCCAUAGGACACUUCUACUGGUUCAAGGAUGGAAAUAAAACCCUUCAAGGGUAUCACAGCGGGGCCCCCAUGGUUUUUAUUUACCAGAGCAGUGACAGGGGAACUAAAUUUAUGCCUCUAUUUCAAGGAAGGUCUAUCUCUCCUCCAGUGAAACCCUACGCCUAAUUACAGUGUCAAACAUCAAAUCACAAUGUCAAGUGUGCUGUCAGAGUGCAAACCCCAGAGCUUGCCCCUGCAGCAAUGUGCUGGGUGGUUUUAAUGCAUUCCCGAUUUGUUUCACUACACCAAAUAAUGAUGCGAUGGCAGUGGAGGAAACAGACAAAAUAGCAGUGUUGAAGAUGGAUAUAUAUCAUUCAGAAACUGUUCACAGGGGAUCUUAGUUCAGUGUUUAUAAAGAAUGUAUACAUAUUACUGUCCCCACAAUAUACCAAAUUCUAUUACAUAGUAUGUGCAGAAAGAGUAUAUGUAUAUUUCUGGAAAGUAGGUGUAGCUCACAUAUACUGUACACAAGAAUGUGUUUUUAAUAUAUCAUUGUUAUUAAUGUGGAAUUCUUAGCUUAGAGGGGUUCAGAUCAGUAUUCUUCACCGUACAGAGCUUCUACAGUCACUCUCUCAAGGCAGUUUUCCACUUUGUCUAAUUUUAUAUUUGAGUUUAGUGUAUCGUCUUCUCUCUCUGACGUGGCUUCUUCCUUGCUUGCAGAAGAAACAGGAACAAAAAUUUCAUCACAAUUACAGAAUGUGUGACAAAAUAAUCUCAUGGUUCAUAUACUUGCUUUACAGAGCCUUACACAUGGUCCUCGACUGCAAAUGGAGCUGGGUCAAGUAGAGCUAGAUCAAUAAUAAAGCUUGUUGCAGAGAUAUCGUAUUGGUGUAGCUAUAUGUUGACAGACAAGAAACAGUAGUACAGAAAUUUCAAAGACCCUGUGUGUUUCAGGUGCAAACAAAGUGGCUUUAUGAGGCUGUACUAAUCCAGCUGUGCUUUGAGCGAAAUGCUAAUGACAGCAUGCUCAUAUUGUAAUGUUAACAUGUUGUUUACCACGUUUUCCAUCUUAGUGUGUGCGUGUUAGCAUGUUAAUGUUUGCUAAUUAGCUCUAAACACAAAUUACAGCUGAAGCGGAUGGGAAUGUCAAUAGUUUUGCAGGUAUUUGUUCAUACCUGCAAACUCCCUAAGUAUUGUAAAAAAUCAAAUAUCAUAUCGUAUCAUUUUUCAUCCUGAGGGGGCUAAAUAAUAUAGUUCAUAUUCAGUCACAUUUAGAUGUGUAGAAGGUCCCGUUCAGAACAUAUCAUUUUCCUUGUGUUAAUGUUUAUGUAAAAAAAAAAAAAAAAAAACUCAAAAGAAUAUCAACCAAUAUAUCAUCAUUGAAUUUCGAUGAUGAUAUAUUUCGUCAAACAUUGAUAUGAGCUUCAAAAAAAGGUUGUAGGUAAAGGGAACACAUGAACCAUGAGUUGAGAUUAUUUUAUCACACACACUUACCCUACCAGAAUGAGCCAUCAUGCUUAGGAAAUCAACCUAACUAAUACUAUACAGUGAUGUCUUCAAAAUGGUAAACUCAAAUUAUCCAUAGUCUGUAUGUUAGUGGAAAACUGUCCUGCGCCCUGCUGAAAUGUGUUAACAGUGCAGGGCAGAGGAAGACUGGUCAGAUGUUCUGACGAUACAAACUGAGCUCCACUUUAGGGUCAGGCUUUGAUGCCUUUACACCCUGUUUCCCUUUAAAAUACACUGAGGCAUUACUCUUCGCACCCAGUCCCCAUGAAAACAGACAGGAUGUCCAGUGGAUCCUCACACUGUGGAUAUGUGAUUUUAGGUUCUUCUUAACAACAUUAACAUCAACUGGGAUGGAGUUCAGGUUAUUUAUGCGUCACUUUCAUCCAUCUAAAUGAUUUAUCUUUAAAUAUACACCUAUUGAAAGAUAUUUAACACAACCGUAAUACUUCAACAACACUGUGGGAAUGUCACAAGAUAAAAAAUACAGCACAUUAUUAUCAUUUCUUCCACAUUUGUAGUUGACCACAAUGGAGCCUGGGUGCCAAGAGAACUCAGUGGAAAAGAGUGCAUGUUUACAGUAACUUUACAUUUAUUGAAAGGAUGGUUUUAGACAGCUAUAUUAAGUGUAUAUAUUUGUUUAUAAUAUUUUAUCUGAAGUUAACUUACAUCACCGCAUGCCUGCUGAAACAAAAGGAGAAUGAACAAAAAAGGAGAGUGUGGACCAGACUAUUCAAACUUGUUUCUUUUCUUAAAAAAUUCCAUUUAUCUGAUAUAUUUAUUUGUUGUGGUUUUCUUUUCUUUUUUUUCGUUGGCAGCAUGUUUAUAAUCAUGUGCAAGAAAAGACCGGGAAGAAGCUGUCUUGUAACAUAAAAAAAAAAGAAAGUAGAAUUCCCAGAUGAAGUUUCUACGAUUACAACAUCCAUUUGUGAUUUAUUGUCGGAUCUAAGGGCAGCAACGUGAAAGCCCACACAGAGACUGUCUGAGUCAAUUUGAAAUAUGUGUCACAACUCUUGUCUAUUCAAGUUCUUUGAAGUAAUCAAUUGCCUUAACAAAUAAAUGGACCCGCUCUGUGCUCUCAGCUUUGCACAGAGCUCACACAGAAGACAGAGAAAACUAGAAAUCAUCAAAUCAUAAAAACGAUGAUUAUUUGUAGAAACAUUUUCAAUAACAUAUGCCCUAAAAAUGACCAAAAAGGAACUGCUUUAUCCUCGACUGUCAACAGCUGGCCCACGGCAUUUAGACAAAAAAGAUGAUUUUAUCAGUAUUUCGCAGCCCGGCUUUGAAGUUUUUGUGUCAUGCUGACCUUCAGUCAGUCACCAUCAUGGUAAUGGGCUGAUGUAAUUUACUGCUACUGAACUGACCUUUUUUAUCAAACAUGGGAGGUGAUGUCUAUGUCUAUCUUUAUGUGCAGGUUAAGUUAGUCCGGGAAGCAAGUUGGCCUUAAAGGAAACAAAUCCCAUUUUAAAAAAGACUAAAACCAACAAUUUGUGACUGACCCUCUCGGUACCCUGUCUGUGGCACUCAGUUCUUAAAUCUUUAAAACAGGUCACAUAUAUUUCAUUUUUUUUCUUUAAAGGCCCAAUAAUUUACUAAAAAGCUGGACACUAUAGUUUUUAGGAAACAUUACUUUAAAAUUAAAUUUUUUAGAGACUAUUUUCAGCUAUGGAUUAAUACACAUUUGGUGCUCUAUUGAUCAUAUCUGGAAGCAGGGGGGUAUUCAUGUGGGAGUGAAUUUAAAAAAAAAAUGUUGCCCAUGUUCAUUGUAAUGGAGGACCCCUGUAUAAGGGCGUGGCUCACUGAAGUGUUUUUAAUUAGUUUUGUACAAAAGGUUUGUCUGUGGCACAGAGAAUUAGUCUGUAUGAGGAUUUAGCUACACAGGCAAUUCUUGUUUAGUGAGAUAGAUUAAUUGCUGGUUUUGGUCUUUUCAUGGGAUUUGUUCACAAUUAGAAAAACUCAGAAUAUCACCAGCCUUAUACUGUAUUGUAUUCUGGUGGUCAAAGCAUUUACAAGGCACAUGUAGGUUCAGUAAAAUUAAAGUAAGAAUCCACCCUUGGAUGCUUAAAUAUAUCAAGCUAUGUUACCAGGAGCUAUUAAGUUUUUAUCACCUCAACCAGCCUGGUGGAUUUUUUCCUGCAAGGAAUAGUUUGACAUUCUGGGAAACAUGUUAAUUCAGUUUUUUGCUGGGAGUUAGACGAGAAGAUCGAUACCACUAUUAUGUCAGAGCUGGAGCCAGGCGGUGAUUAGCUCAGCGUACCAUAAAGACUGGACGUAGGGGGUAAACUGCUAGCCUGGCUCUGUUAAGGUUGCCAACAACUCUAAAGCUCAUUCAUUAACCCGUUGUAUGUUGUUUCUUUAAUCUGUACACAAACAGGAUGACUUGUGGGGAGUUACAUGGUGUACCUAUUUCUUGACAAACAAUAAUCCGUCCACUCAAAACGUCACUCUGUGCACUGUUUUUGCUGGUUGCCUGCCAACCUCAAUGUGACAGUAAGACUCCGGGAAGUGAUGUUGUCACAUUCAAGUCAUAUUGUUCAAAAUGUAACUACUAGCAGCCAAAUGGGAAAUUUGACAUUUAGGGAAAUUGUGAACUGUGGGGAAAAUUUGAGAUUUGGGAAACUUGUAAUCCUGACAACGUGGCUCCAAAGCCACCAUCACGCAAUUACGUCAAAAUAAAGUCCAAUAUUAACACUAAUACAGCCAGUUCUGCUAUUUUAAAAAGAGUUUGUUCGUGUCUGUUUAGCAGUUUUGGUAACCAUCUUCGAAUAAUGUAAGAAUAUGAAUAUUUAAGAAUAACUGGAAUAACAGGAGGUUUCCCUGUUGUUCCCUGCUAUUCUGGUGAUAUUGUGUGUCAGCGUGGGUUUUCUCCAGGUACUCUGACUUCCUCCCACAGUUAAUAGGUUAACUUUAAAUUUUAAAUUGCCCUUAGGUGGGAAUGUGAGCGUGAAUGCCUGUUUGUCUCUAUGUGUCAGCCCUGUGAUGAACUGGCGACCUAUCCAGGGUAUAGCCCUCCAGCGAUCCUGCAAAGGAUAAGUUGUUUUAGAUAAUGAAUGGAUGGAGAUACAGGCUCCAUCCACACUACUCCAUGUUUGUUUAAAAAUGCAGUUUUAAAAUGAAUACGAUCUCUGUCCACACCAGCGUUUUAGCUGCGUAUCAGAGUUGAUCUCCGUCUAUAUUAAAAUGGCUUAAAACGCACAUAUAGUGGCCAUUCACGUACACUGGGGAUGCGCGUGCCGGUAUAAACAUGAAGCAGAUGGCCUUUUCCGUAGUUAGGACUACGAUCUAGGACUGUUACUGAAUGUAACACGGGAGUUAAAAGCAGAUGUGGCGGCGGAAAACAGACUGGGAGUUGUUGCAAAGUAAAUACGGCAACGUACACAGUACAAGUGUAGUCUAUUAGUGUGAUUUGCACUGUACAAAAUAUUAAUAAAAAAAAGUCAAUAACUCUGUCAGUUGCAUCCUGUUUCUACUUUGCAUGACUUACAAGACCCAUUCGGAGAGAGAAACAUGAGCGUCUGCGUCAUCGUUUCUAACAUUCUCCUUUUCACUAUCCCGGAGUUUUAAACCAAAAAACAGGGUCGGCAGCGUUUUCAAACAUCUCCUUUUUAGGUGUUGGUUUUCUCCGUCUUAGUCUGGACAGGAGGUGCAAACGUAGCAAAAGGUCUCCGUUUUAAAACGAAAACGCAGUAGUGUGGAUGGGGCCACAGUGUGUUAAUUGGUGAGCUUUACAGGUGCAUGCCAGGCUAAGCUAAUCACCUCUUGGUUCUAGUCCCAUACCUAACAUACAGACUGGGAAAGUGGUGUCAAUCUUUUCUUCAACUGCUGCAUUCUUCAUGUCAUAUCAAGUUAUCGUAAUUACCAUCUUGUAAUUAGUGCUCACGUCAACAUCCAUGUAGUAUUAUGACUGGGAAACCUCUUCUAUAUUUAAAUUGGGAUUUAAUAAUUCAGAAGAGCCGGAAAACUAAACAAACGAGGAUGUCAGACAAAGUGGUUGUUCAAUGUAAUUAAACCCACGUGUAAUAGAUCUAAUGUCAAUUCACAGUAUUUUUAUCCCUCACAUGGCUAACUCUGCAGUCAUACAACCAUCUUGAGUUAUCCAAUGAUGUGAAUGUGAUGUGAACCAUCUGCUCGCCCCCAUGUAGAACUAUCUCAGGCCCUCCCCCCACUUUUGCUUGGUCCCCUCCCUCCUCCCCUCCGAGGCAGAGGUGGCCCUACUGUCCUGACCAGUGUGAUCCAGUUCUCAUCCUGGGACAGAUUAGCGGUAUUGAGUGACAUCAGAGGCUCAGAUACAGCAGAGCCCUGGCAGCGCGUUGUGGCUCUACUUGCACAUUAAAUCAUCGAAUCACAGUUUACAGAGCGGCAAACAAAUCAGAUACAACAUAUCACAACAGCAAAGUCAUCACACAGCUUCAGGGGCGUAUUACAAGGUAGGGUAAAGCUACUGUAUGUAACCAAGAGGACAGUUAAUCAAGUUAUCGGAUUUGUAAACUCCAUGUCUGUGAUAUGAGCCUUCUGUUCCCCCUCAGGGUCAGUAUGGUAGGGGACUCUGAGCCCACAGAGGGUGAAGGACAGACCGUCCCCUGUGUUGUCCAGGACCUGAUUGGAUGAAAGAGGUUGACAAAUCAAUAUCUCCAACCUCUGUAGUCUGCCCUAUGUCUAUCUCUACUGUAUGUCACCGUCGCUGUUUGUUAGCUGUCGGCAUUUUGAUGGAGAAAACAUUUUACCAAAUAAACAGGAGGUUGAAAAUGAA